This is a messenger RNA of Westerdykella ornata, 2208 nucleotides long. Its product is annotated as Sec1-like protein. Gene Ontology annotation, cellular component: CORVET complex; fungal-type vacuole. Bases 90 to 2063 code for a protein of 657 amino acids. Gene Ontology annotation, biological process: intracellular protein transport; vesicle-mediated transport. The transcript is spliced from 4 exons. NCBI's taxonomy places the organism in Eukaryota, Fungi, Ascomycota, Dothideomycetes, Pleosporales, Sporormiaceae. The record is from RefSeq and is a predicted model, not a curated record.
GUUCCGUCGACUUGGGAGUAGCGACAUCGAGCUUUCGCAAUGCCGUCAAGCGUCUGCCAGCAUCGGAACGCUCAAUGAUACACUAGGACAUGGCUCCUAUAACACCCUUGCGAGCUUCAGAAAUUUCUGAAAAAGCUCGCCGAGAGCUGCUUCUCCUCCUCGAAGGUGUCAGGGGGAAGAAGAACCUUGUCCUCGAAAAAGCUCUCGCAGGACCGCUGAACCUAUUGGUAAAGUUCUCCACACUUCAAGAAUAUGGCGUCGACAAGCCGUUCUUUCUGGAGAACGACAACGUGGACUCUUCUCAGCGCAAUGUCGUCUUCCUCGUCAGAGGUGAGAAGGCGAAAACGGUGAUGACGGUUGCCGAGCAAAUAAAGCGCAUACGUCGUGAUAGCCAAAUCGAGCACGAAUUCUCGAUAUUCUGGGUGCCUCGCCGAACGGUUGUCUCUGACCAGCUUCUCGAGGAAGCUGGAGUUUUGGGUGAAGCUAGCGUGAGCGAAUGGCCAUUGUUCUUCGUUCCACUAGCGGACGAUGUACUGUCACUGGAGCUGGACGAUGCGGUCUCCGAUUUGUACCUUCGGAAAGACCCUACUCCGAUCUAUCUCUCAGCCAGAGCUUUGAUGCUCCAGCAACAGAGAUACGGCCUGUUCCCACGCAUCAUUGGAAAAGGCGAUCAAGCUAAACGACUAGCUGACCUCUUAAUCAGAAUGCGCACUGAAGUGAUUGCAGGCGAGAGCAGUAACAACCAAAGCCGAUCAUAUCUAGGACUGACGCCGAGUUCCUCCAUCGACAGCCUCAUCAUCAUUGAUCGGGAUGUCGACUUCCCGACAGUGCUUCUUACUCAACUCACUUACGAGGGGCUUAUUGACGAGGUGUUCAAUAUAUCUGCGAACCAAACAGAGGUAGACUCCUCAGUCGUCGGCGGAGCCGCACCGCAACCGGGGCAGACAGGGUCUGGGUCAACCAGUAUGAAGCGAAAGGUGAUGAUUGAUCCGAAAGAUUCCCUCUACUCGACCUUAGGUGAUGCAAACUUCGCUGUGGUCGGUAAUCUGCUGAACAAGGCUGCCCGACGUCUGCAAAGCAGUACGGAACGCAACCAACUAUCGGCCAAAACAACUGCUGAACUGAGGGAGUUCGUGGCCCGAUUACCAGGAUAUCAGGCUGAGCAGGCGAGCCUGAAAUUACACACGUCGUUAGCUGAGGAGAUCAUCAAGUACACACGGACAGACGUAUUCACACGUUCACUCGAGGUUCAGCAGAACCUCAUGUCAGGGGCAGAUCCCACCACACAACAUGACACCAUCUCCGAAUUCAUAUCUCGGGAUGUGCCUCUGCCUACUAUAUUGCGUCUCCUUGCUUUGGAAAGCACAACGAAUGCUGGGAUGCGCCCGAAAGACUUGGAAAACUUCAAACGAGAAGUCAUCCAGGCAUACGGACCACAGCACCUACUCACCCUUGCGUCUCUCGAGAAGAUGGGUCUACUGGCACCCAGGGGCGGUGCAGGUUUGGGUUCCAUACCAGCGGCGAAACCUGGGACUGUGACCAACUACGCGCCGUUACGGAAGAACUUACGGGUUUGGGACGACGAGGUCAACGAGGCCGAGCCCAACGACAUCUCCUAUGUGUUCUCGGGAUAUGCCCCUCUGUCAGUGCGACUCGUGCAGUCCAUCAUUCAGAAGCAGACACUUGCCAACGUGAUUAAACCCAGUAGCCACCCACAAGCCUCUGCUCAGGCAAAUCCGCUUGCGCAAGGUUUGCGCAUAUUCGACGACGCAACCAAAUACAUCAGGGGAACCACUUUCGACGAGACGCAGAAAGGCGAGGAAAAGGCCGUCAAAGCAAGAAGUAUGUUGAACGGAAAUCACAGCGAUGCCAGCAAGACCGUCGUCGUUUUCUUCCUCGGAGGCGUCACGAGAGCAGAGAUUGCAGCUCUUCGAUUCAUCGGCAACAAGCUUCGAGAAGUUGGUGGCGAAGGUAGGGGAAGCAGGAUUGUGAUCUGUACGACGGGUCUGGUCAGGGGUGAUUCGUUGGUCGGGAGCGCUAUCGAGACUAGGCGGUUCGGAUGAGAACGGUAUGCACGGGUUUUUGUGCGCGACUUGAAAGACCCUUUCGGUGCGGUAUGAGAGAGUCCACAACUUUUACUGGGAGGAGAGGAACGCUUCUGCCACUGUUCUAGGACUGCUGUGCUACAUAGGAGUCAAUCAAUUGGCA